Molecule: messenger RNA, 1821 nt
Organism: Amyelois transitella
Lineage: Eukaryota; Metazoa; Arthropoda; Insecta; Lepidoptera; Pyralidae
Exons: 2
Coding region: 848-1612 (254 amino acids)
Biological process (GO): regulation of transcription by RNA polymerase II
Cellular component (GO): transcription regulator complex; nucleus
Molecular function (GO): DNA binding
Source: RefSeq, a predicted model, not a curated record
ACGCAUCCAUACUACCUUACAAAUUUUGUAAUGCAUAAUUAUAUUAGUAGGUUUAUUCGAAAUCGUAAAAUUAUGUCGCCACAUUGUCAAAAUAAUUCUAAAUCUAUAUUUUAAUAACUUGACUCGUAUGCCUCAUCUGACCACCGACUGAUUGACUCAAAGAACCACAAGUAUAAGAAGUGGAAAAUGUUUUUUUGUGAUUUUCACUUCGCUCUAAAGGUUCGCACAAUUUAAUUUAUUUGUUUGAAUAUGGAUCAAGCGAAAGAAUUCAGGAAUCGUGGCAAGUGGGGAGGUGUAAUUCAUGCCUACCCCUCCGGAAAACAGUUAUGAUUUUAUAUUUUGUAUAUAUUUAUUUAUUUAUGUAUGUAUGAAUUAAUUUGUUUUGAAGACAGAAAAUCCUACAGACAUUGAUUGUAUUGGUAUCCUCUUUACCAAACGAAAUUUCGCGGUAAAAUCAAAUUGUUUAACAUUUUCAACACGAAUGCACCACACGUUUCACUUCGGUUUUGUCCGUAGACGCGCGGAAGUAAUGUGCAAUGAAUGUGUAUACUCUUCUGGUAUUAUAAAUCUCGUGAGCAUUGUUCUGUUUAUCGGCAUUUCCUUAAGGCCGUGCGCUGCGUUAAGCGGGUGCACGGCGCGGGCACCCGCGCGGCGUGAUGUUUCAUGUAAAUUCAUAGAGCAGCGCUGCGUAAGGCGGAACGCCCGUCACACGCGGCGCGGGCGACGGGGGUACGCUCGCGUGUCCGUGCGACGGAGCACGCGAGCGGAGAUGUUUCUAGAAAAUCAGUGAGCGCCGCUGCGUUAUCCGUGUCGCACGCGCCGUGCUUGUACAAUCAAGUUGAUAAACAUGAGUGAUAUUGAUACGGAACGUGUUAUUUUAGAAGUGCAAUGUCGCCCCGCUUUAUGGGAUCUGUCUAACAACUUGUAUAAAGACAGGGAUGCGCGUCAAGCUGCAUGGCUCGAGAUUUGUAAAGAAUUAUACGAAAAUUAUGAGGACUUCAGUGACACAGAAAAAAAGUCAACAGAAAAAAAAAUACAAGCGCGAUGGAAAACCGCGAGAGAUUGCUAUACGAAAGUCAAAGCUAGUAACAAGAAACUUAAGUCUGGUUCUGGUGCUAAAAAAGGAAAAGGGUACAGCUAUUAUAAUAUUAUGACUUUUCUGGACUCUAACAAAAGAGUAGAAGGACAAGAAUCUUUGGAAAAUUCUCAGGACGACUCUUCGGGUCAUACAAGUACACUUGAAUUGUCCCAACACCCAAUAGUUGACACUAGUGAGGUGUUAAUACCUGAGACCAGUACAUCUGGAAAUGAAAAUGACACAGCAAGCAGAGAAACGCAAAAACAAUCAAAGCGUAAAAAGGCGUCGUCGCCGACUCCUUUUGAAAUACAAUUAUUACAAUCCAUACAACACAAAAAGGACGAAGAAAAUGAUGAAGACUUGUCAUUUUUUAAAUCUAUUAUGCCAAACAUAAAAAAAUUGUCUACAUAUCAAAAAUUAUUGUUUCGAUCAAAGGUAUUAAACUUAUUAAUUGACAUUGAAAAAGAAAAUGUUAUUACAUUGGAGGAUUUAUCGAACAUCGUACUGACAAAUGACACUCAAGCAGAACAUUAAUCCUAUUAUCAAUUAUUUACUGCAUUUAUACUCUAUUUGAAGAAAGACAAAGAUUGGAAGUAGCCUUAUAAUAUUGUUAAUUAUGAUAAUUACAAUGACUGUGAUUUUGAUUUACUUUACGUAUGUACCUACACUACCAAAUUGUUAUACUUAGUUCUCAUUAAAGUAAUUGUAGAUUAAAAUAUUGUUAAUUAUAAUAAGUGAUAAAU